AUGGCUUCAAAGAAUGGAAAUGGAAAGAAACAGCCGCCCUCAGCGGCUGUCAACCUCAUUGCUGGUGGUGGUGCUGGUAUGAUGGAAGCUCUCGCAUGUCAUCCCCUCGUCCGCAUGCAGCUCUCAAGGCGCGGGCGCCAACCAGGUUCCCCCAAGCGCGGCUUCAUCAAGACCGGCGCCGCCAUCAUCGCAAAGGAGACACCCCUCGGUCUCUACAAGGGUCUCGGCGCCGUCCUCACAGGCAUCGUGCCCAAGAUGGCCAUCCGCUUCACCUCCUUUGAGUGGUACAAGCAGAUCCUCGCUGAUCCCACAACCGGCGUCGUCUCUGGAAAGGCCACCUUCAUCGCCGGUCUCUCAGCCGGUGUCACAGAAGCCGUCGCUGUCGUGACGCCCAUGGAGGUCAUCAAGAUUCGUCUCCAGGCGCAGCACCACUCCAUGGCGGAUCCCCUCGACGUCCCCAAGUAUCGCAAUGCUGCGCAUGCGCUGUACACUGUUGUUAAGGAGGAGGGCUUCGGUGCGCUGUACCGCGGUGUGAGCUUGACGGCGUUGAGGCAGGGUUCUAACCAGGCUGUCAACUUUACUGCGUACAGCUACUUUAAGGAUUGGCUGAAGAAGUGGCAGCCUCAGUAUGAGAACACAAACCUGCCCAACUGGCAGACUACUCUUAUCGGUCUUGUUUCUGGUGCUAUGGGUCCUAUGAGCAAUGCUCCUAUCGAUACUAUCAAGACUCGUCUGCAAAAGGCUACUGCUGAGCCUGGAGUCAGCGCAUGGACAAGAAUUACUCGAAUUGCCGGAGAUAUGUUCAAGCAAGAAGGAGUUCACGCUUUCUACAAGGGUAUCACCCCUCGAAUCAUGCGUGUCGCUCCCGGUCAGGCCGUCACCUUUACCGUCUACGAGUUCCUCAAGGAUAAGCUAGAAAAGAGCAACAUUUCCCUAGUCGGAGGCAAGUACGAGGAAUAA
Messenger RNA from Fusarium musae, 960 nucleotides. RefSeq lists its product as uncharacterized. Bases 1 to 960 code for a protein of 319 amino acids. NCBI's taxonomy places the organism in Eukaryota, Fungi, Ascomycota, Sordariomycetes, Hypocreales, Nectriaceae. The transcript has 4 exons. Gene Ontology annotation, biological process: fumarate transport; succinate transport. The record is from RefSeq and is a predicted model, not a curated record.